CGCGCGCACUGCUCGGCUCCAUGCGACAGCCGUUGGAUGCCAUGAGGGGUUGCGGAUAUCAAGUGACCUCACGGGUAUGUUACUAGCACCUUGCUUUGGUACCGUGGCAUCAGCUCGACUGGUGAGACAAUUGAUAUUUACACAGCCCCGCUGUAGUACGUGACUACUUGCAGGUGCCGCCUUUGUCCUCGGGUCAAACCACCAGCGGCCGCAUUCUCAGUGUAUCCAGCAAUACGUCAGCAGCCGCGGGGCUACUCCAGCACUCCUGCCUACACCCCUGCCCUCGGCCCUCUCCGUGUGCGCGACAACAAUCACCCAUUGAUUUCGAGGCUAUCGAGAUACCCGGCAUCCACCGCGACAAUGGCGACCAUGGCGCAGUACAAAGAGAUCCUGAAGGGAAAGUACCCCGCCAAGGAACAUGCGAAGCGCACCGUCGAGGCCCUCCGCGCCAAGCAGCCCGGUGCCACGGGCGUGCUCUACCUGGAAGGCCAGAAGACGAAGAUGAUCGAGGACAAUGACGGAGAGGAGCACUUUCGUCAACGGCGCUACUUUUACUACCUCACCGGCUGCGAUGUGCCCGACUGCAACUACGUCUACGACAUGGCCACCUCCCGCUCGACCCUAUUCAUCCCGCCCGUCGAAGCCGAAUCCGUCAUCUGGUCCGGCCUCCCCCUCUCGGCCGAGGAGGCGCUCGAGCGCUACGACGUCGACGAGGUGCGCUACACAAACGAGGUCAACGCCGUCCUGGCCAGCCUGGCCGCCGCCGCCGCCGCCGCCGCCCCGUCGGCCACGGUCCACGCGAUCCCGAGCCAGGUGUCGGACCAAGUCACGUUCCUGGGCUUCGGCGACAAGGACCUGUCGCUGCUCAAGGACGCCAUCGAGCGCGCGCGCGUGGUCAAGACCCCCUACGAGCUGGCCCUCAUCGCCCAGGCCAACGAGGUCUCGGGCGCCGCGCACCGCGCCGUCCUGGAGCGCGUCCGGACGGCGGCCAACGAGCGAGAGCUGCACGCCGUCUUCCUGUCCGAGUGCGUCGCGCGCGGCGGGCCCAACCAGGCCUACGGCUCCAUCGUGGCCGCGGGCUGCGCGGCCGCGACGCUGCACUACGUCAAGAACAACGAGCCGCUCGAGGGCAAGCUGAACCUGCUGCUAGAUGCGGGGUGCGAGUGGGACUGCUAUGCGUCUGAUAUUACGCGAACGUUCCCCAUCUCGGGCAAGUUCACCCCAGAGUCGCGCGCCAUCUACGACACGGUCCUCCGCAUGCAGCUCGAGUCGAUCGCGAUGCUCAAGGAGGGCGUGCUCUGGGAAGACGUGCACACGCACGCGCACCGCGUGGCCAUCGAGGGCCUGCUCUCGGCGGGCGUCCUCAGGGGCGGCACCGUCGACGAGAUCCUCAAGGCGCGAACCAGCACCGCAUUCCUCCCCCAUGGCCUGGGCCACUACCUCGGCAUGGACACGCACGACACGGGCGGCAACCCCAACUACGCGGACCCAGACCCCAUGUUCAAGUACCUCCGCGUCCGGGGCAGGCUGCCGGCCGGGAGCGUCAUCACCGUCGAGCCUGGUAUCUACUUUUGCAAGUUCAUCAUCGAGCCGUUCCUGAAGGACCCGGUCCACUCCAAGUAUAUCGACAGCGCCGUUCUGGACAGGUACUGGGACGUCGGUGGAGUCAGAAUCGAGGACAACCUCGUUAUCACCAAGGACGGAUCCGAAAACCUCACCACGGCGGUGAAGGAUGUAGCAGAAAUGGAGAAGAUCAUUUCGUCCAGCUAGGCAGGCAAUCCUGCCCGAUAACUGGGUAGGCUUGUACAUGAGUGUCUCAGCUUCCGAUUUAUAGACGGAACUUGUUCCUAGGCCGUGAAUUGUCGUCACCAAUGUAUCACUGAGACGAAUUACACCGCAGGGCCGCUCGUGGGGCUCUAUAACGUCAAAGAUGUGUGAGAAAACAGCCACCGCGUCCUUGACCUGCCAAACAUUCCCAUCCAACACGCGAAGCGCCCAUCAUGUGGCUGUUGCCGCCCAGAGCAUUUGCUACGGCGUAGGAUCGCGCAUGCUGGCCGUCAACUACACGGGCGUGCUGACGACGGCCAAGACAGCGGCGCGGCAGAUGACGCCCAUGGUGCGCAGCAACUUCGACGAGGUGCCCGGCCUGCGCGAGACGUGAGAGGCCGAGAACAUGGGCCGGCCGGCCGAGCCCGAGGAGUUCAAGGGCGCCGUGCUGUUCCUGAUGAGCGGCGCGAGCAGCUUCGUGGCGGGGUCGAAUAUUGUCAUGACGGGGGGCAUACUGCGUGGUAGAUGUUGGACUGGCUGGGAACUGGCUGGGAUGGGUUACAUGUCUGGUAGUUUGAUGAAUUCUUCCCGCCUUCCCCGGAUCCGUUAGACUGAUACUCUCCU
Messenger RNA from Gaeumannomyces tritici R3-111a-1, 2391 nucleotides. RefSeq lists its product as hypothetical. The record is from RefSeq and is a predicted model, not a curated record. Lineage: Eukaryota; Fungi; Ascomycota; Sordariomycetes; Magnaporthales; Magnaporthaceae. Bases 361 to 1770 code for a protein of 469 amino acids. Gene Ontology annotation, molecular function: manganese ion binding; metalloaminopeptidase activity. The transcript is spliced from 5 exons.